AUGAAAAAGGAAACAUUUUAUUCAGAGGGUAAAUUGGUUGACAGUUGACCUGGAUGUACAUCGACUGGUGAGAUUUCGAUCACACAAAAUCCUCGUAUUUAAAGUGCAAAACAACAGCUUUUAUCGCUUUCAAUCAAAGUUGUUUCUUUAAAAAUCCACGGCAGAAAAGCUGAAAUUGUUUGCCACCUUACUGCUGAAAGAGUAGAUGUUUGAUAUUGGUUUAAAUUUCCUAGAGGCAGAUUGCUUUUUUUUGCUUCAAGAAAAUUAAAUAUCAAAUGACUGGAGACAACAUGGUUGCGUGCUCUGAGGAGGAUUUUAAACUUAAAGACUUGCUGUUUUUCACAAAACUUUCUUUAUAACGAAUGAAAAUCUGAUUUUAAAGUUAUUCUUGUAAAGUGAUUUUGUGUGGAAAAAUCUCUUGUAGGAAGGCAAAAAUCUAAACAAACCUUACUUACAGGUAGUUCUAACAAUACAAUGAACUUUUUAGAUUUAUUUUUGCAGUAUUUUAAAGAGCUCUUAGUUGGCUUUAAAUCAGUUUUGUCGUCAUGGAUGCGGUCAAGCAACAGUCUGCUGUGCUGCAGUUUUUAACAAAGGUCUUUCUCCAGCGCAGCAACGUUCAUAUACUGAGCUGCUGAGGCAGCAGGUCUGAUGCAACAGUGAGCACAGCCACUGAGAACAGUUCAAAACAUUCAUUAAAUAACAUUUUAACUCUAAAAUCAAAAGUUCAAUUUGGUUUGACAGAACUUGUUCACUCUUUUAUUGUUUUUAAAUGUAAGAAUUAUGUAAAUGCUCUAUAUCAUCACAAACAUCUGUUCUGUCUUUAAAUCUGAUAUAACUUCUAGUCACCCUCGUUUUACUGAUUGUUUACAAUUCUUUUUGUCAAACGACAAACCUGUCAAGCUCCUCCCACAUGUUAGACAUCUUAAGCUCCUCCCACAUGUUAGACAUCUUAAGAUCCUCCCACAUCUUAGAGACACAUCUUCAGAUUAGUUCUGGUUCUUUUUUCACAUCAGAGAAGAAGCUGGAAGCAGCCAGAACGAGCUGGUCUUUCAGGGUUYUGGUCCGGUUCUUGGUGGUUCUGACCCAGCUGGUGGGCUCUGGUCAGGUUCUUGGUGGUUCUGACCCAGMUGAGGACUUCAGUCAUAUAUAUUCCCCUUUUUAUUUCAUACUUGCAGCUGCAGAAUUAAGAGAUUCAUUCAUGUUUGUCCUCUCAUCAAAUAUCAAACUAAAAGUGUGUGCAAGUCCUUAGCUGGUGUUUUUAAACGCAUCUCUCGUCAUUUGAUUGCCAAAUUGCGGUUGCAUUUGUUCGAUCUUCUAAGACACAGGUGAUGAGCCCUCACGCUGGCUUGAUUCAUGCAGAAUCAGGUUUAAAAAUGGACACUUUUGUCCUGCAGGCUCUUGUGGCGGAAGAGAUAAGAGACGGUGCGAAGGCCUUUGAACCAUGAGCUUCAAUGACAACUUCAAUUGACCUUUUAUAUCCCAUUUAGCAACGCGAGCUAACAACUCCUCUCAUUUCCCCUUUGCAACCCGGUCUCCCCUCCCAGUUUUUUGAGCUCGGUGUUUAAACCGUUACGUGUGAUGUUCUGUUUUAACGGCGUGGUCUGAUGUUCCAGAUUUUUGUUUUCAACCUGCACCCUCCCACUUUGCUCCAUUUGCAUGGCAACCCUUCACCAGGCAGCAGCUGCUGCUGCCCGUUCCUUUUCUUCAUGUUGAAUUCUAAUCAUUACUUUCAAAGGAAAGCAUCUCUAAAGCUCCUUGAUCAAGUGUUCGUACUGGGAGGAGGCAAACCGCUGUCCAACACCCACUCAGGCUGCUCUUCGUCUUCUUAAGAUGUCACUUCUGCCGCUGAGGUGCCCUCCUUGUUUGUAACCUGCUUCUUCAAGUUUAGACAAAGUAGCCCAUAAGGUUUGCAGUGAGGCCAUGAGGUUGAUUCUGGUAAAACCUACCAAUGCCACAAGACGUCUCGACUCAACAGGCGAAGUCUUCCAAGACGGAGACCAUGAACAUUUUGCCCCAACAGGUCCUGACAAGAAGCACGAUCCAUACUCUGAAACUUUGGGAGACCCAUCUUCAUCGCCACAGGAAAAGAGCCAGUGCUGCGCUUCGUCUUCACUCUGUGACAAAUCGAACGGUGUCAGUCCUCCAAAAGAUUCGGCUCAGAUGUCGCCACAAAAAACCCCAAACUUUGCCCUGUCGCAGCUGAGUGACCAGGACUGGCUGCUGCUUUGUGACCAGGUUAGCAGCGYGGAAGAUAAUCCACCCUCAGCAGGAAGAGCAGGGAACAGCAYGAGACGUCCAAACCACAGUGACAGAUGUGUCUGCCCCUGUGCUGAGGGUCAGCAGCCUUUGGAAACUUCUACUCUUCUGCCACAAUCAAAUCGGGGAUCAAUUCGAGAAAGUUUCCGAGCAAGAAAUAAGAGAAUUUCUUCACCUCGCACCCAUCCUUUCUCUCAAAGCACCCGCAGUUAUACUAGUUGCUUCUUACAGCAAACAAACCACAAAGAUCCCCAGAAAUUCCCAGCAAACCUUCCGAGGAAUAUUGUUGUGCCUCAACGCACUGAUCCAGAAGAUCCGAAAGAGUCGCCUCRUAGUCAUUUUAAACUCAAAGGCUGCGGCCAAGCAACAUGUCCGAAYUUGUUUAAUAUCCCUCUACAGUCCAUUGAGCGUGCCAAGACGAAUAAAGUUCAAAAAGAGCCUCAGCUCCCUGCUAGUGCAGACGUCAACUGGAAUAAGCUUUUCGGWAAGGAACCGCUGUUGGUUCAGCAACGUCAGAAAAAGGAGUCCUGCUCAAUAAUUGGUGAUCAAACAUGCAAGUCAUCUGAAGAUCCAACCUUUGUCCUCAAGUGUCGGCAUCUCCCUUACAGCUGUUUGACCCAUACACACAGAUCAUAUACAACAAGCAGUCAAAGAAGUUUAAAAUCCAUCUCCACCAGCCAGUGUAGCUUGCUCGAGAACCAGGAUUCAGUGGAGGAGCAACAUAUUCAGACAAACUCCCAGCACAGCAGCGGAUCGAAAGUAUCUCCCUCUAAAUUCUCUCCUCCACUCUCUGAAACCUUGGAAUCGGGCAAUGUCCUCAACGGAGAUGCAGAGCGACCACUCAGCAGCCAGGGUACUUUUAGUUCCAGUCUCACAGAUUUUCCGUCCGGUCAGCAGCCGCUCCAGCUCCUCCACAGUGCCAUCCUUGAGGACGCCUUCUCCAAAGUCCUCAGAGCAGACUCCAGCAAGGCCAACAGUGAGAACCUUGUCAGAGCGGAAGACAGCAAACCCCAGAAGAACACAAAAGACAUAAGCUACCGGCUGAGUCAGAGGAGAGCUCUGUUUGGGAAGCGCAAACAGCUGAGCGACUACGCAUUGAUCUGUGGCAUGUUUGGCAUUAUUGCCAUGGUCAUCGAGACAGAGCUGUCGAGGACCUUUUACAGCAAGGAAUCUAUUUAUUCAUAUGUAAUAAAGAGCCUGAUCAGCAUUUCCACCGCCAUUCUUCUUGGACUCAUUCUGAUGUACCACGCAAGGGAAAUCCAGCUCUUCAUGGUGGACAAUGGUGCAGAUGACUGGAGGAUAGCCAUGACUUUUCAGAGGAUUCUUUUUAUUGCGUUGGAGCUUCUUGUCUGUGCCAUCCACCCAAUCCCGGGUCGGUUUGUGUUCACCUGGACUGCUCGCCUGGCCUUCAGCUACACAGCAUCCGUGGCCGACGCCGACGUGGACAUCCUUCUCUCGGUGCCCAUGUUCCUACGCCUGUACCUGAUCGGCAGGGUCAUGUUGCUCCACAGCAAGCUGUUCACAGACGCCUCCUCUCGCAGCAUCGGGGCCCUCAACAAGAUCAGCUUCGACACUCGUUUUGUCAUGAAGACUCUGAUGACCAUCUGCCCGGGCACUGUCCUGCUUGUCUUCAGCGUGUCCUGUUGGAUCAUUGCAGCGUGGACUGUCCGCAUAUGUGAGAGGUAUCAUGAUGCACAGGAAGUAACCAGCACUUUCCUUGGAGCCAUGUGGCUGAUCUCCAUCACCUUCCUGUCCAUUGGCUAUGGAGAUAUGGUCCCUCACACCUACUGUGGAAAAGGGGUUUGUCUGCUAACAGGAAUUAUGGGAGCAGGUUGUACUGCCUUGGUAGUCGCCGUCGUAGCAAGGAAGUCAGAACUCACUAGAGCUGAAAAACACGUUCAUAACUUCAUGAUGGAUACUCAGCUUUACAAAAAGAUAAAAAACACAGCAGCAAAUGUACUCAGGGAGACGUGGCUCAUUUACAAAAACACCAAACUGGUCAAAAAGAUUGAUCGUUCCCGCGUAAGGCACCACCAGCGUAAAUUCCUUCAAGCCAUCCACCAACUGCGAAGACUGAAAAUGGAGCAAAGGAAAUUAACUGACCAGGCAAAUACAGUUGCUGAUCUUGCAAAGACGCAGAACAUGAUGUACGAUCUGGUAUCAGAACUUCAGCAUCGAACCGGGGAGAUGGACAGGAGGAUUGUGGCUCUGGAAGAAAAACUGGACUCCAUCCUUCUCGGCGUGCAGUCACUGCCGGUUGUGCUCUCUCAAGCAGUAACAAAGCUACAAAGGGACUUCCUGGACGACUUAGCCUGUCGUGUUCACUUCCUGUCUUCCUCAUUGAGCUCUGAGUGCUUUUCGGCACCUCCCAAACAACUUUGUCCAGGAUCCACCACACCAGAGACACCGUACAGCUAAUAGGCCUUUAUCUGGAGUUUUCCUCUUAGUGUGUACUGUUUUUAUUUUAUUCUUGAUGGACUAUUAUUCAAACAACUAAAGAUGUUGAAAAUGUUGAUACUAGAAAAAGGCACAAGCCUUAUAUCUCCCGAAGGCAUGUAAGAACAAGAUUUAUAGCUAUGUGUUAAAAUAAAAAGUUUAAUCAA
Austrofundulus limnaeus is the source of this 4859-nucleotide messenger RNA. It is a transcript of the gene kcnn1b, whose product is annotated as potassium intermediate/small conductance calcium-activated channel, subfamily N, member 1b. Gene Ontology annotation, molecular function: small conductance calcium-activated potassium channel activity; calmodulin binding. Gene Ontology annotation, biological process: potassium ion transport. The record is from RefSeq and is a predicted model, not a curated record. Bases 1921 to 4674 code for a protein of 917 amino acids. Gene Ontology annotation, cellular component: membrane. The transcript has 10 exons. NCBI's taxonomy places the organism in Eukaryota, Metazoa, Chordata, Actinopteri, Cyprinodontiformes, Rivulidae.